AUGUACAUCACUCAAUUCCUUCUGAAUGUUUUUGAAAUAUUUAAAUUCCUUUCUUAAAUUACAUUAAAUUGUUAUUAAUUUGUUAAUUUUUUUGAAUUGUUCAACAGGAUGAAACUCGAGAAAAAAAAGCAAUAGCCACAGUAAAACCCUAAGAACAAUACGAAAAGUUCAAAAUAAUAAGUAGUUUAGAAACUUCCAGAUGAUAUGGAAUCUGAAAUCAGAGAUUGCUUCAACUUUUAUGAUCCUUAGAAGUCAGGUUACAUUAAUCGACAAAAUUUGAGAUCAAUCCUAGGCAAUUUUGCUUUUAUUAAUAAAACUGUUAAGGACAUAGAAGAAGAAAUUCAUGAUGUUGUCGAUGAACAACGAGAUAGUUUCUCAUUGAAAGAUGUGAUGCAUAUAAUUUAAAAAAGAUGGUUUGAGAAUAAGGGCAGAGAUGAAGAGAUGGAUGAAAUCUUCGAUUUAUUUGUUAAAAAAGAUCGUAAAAUUGGAUUGGCUGAAAUUAAAAAUGUCUUUGGUUAAUAUCUUGAUAUUCAGAUUAGCGAAUCUGAUAUCCUUGAAUUUAUCUAAGAUGCAAGCAAGGGUAAAGAGGCAAUGUCUAAAGAUGAUUUAGCAUCUAAAAUGAAUUAUAUUUGAUUUUUUGUUACUAUAUUAAUUGAUAUGCAUAAUAUU
This is a messenger RNA of Paramecium tetraurelia, 669 nucleotides long. RefSeq lists its product as uncharacterized. Gene Ontology annotation, molecular function: calcium ion binding. The record is from RefSeq and is a predicted model, not a curated record. Lineage: Eukaryota; Ciliophora; Oligohymenophorea; Peniculida; Parameciidae. The transcript is spliced from 4 exons.